AAAUGCUCCAAUCAAAUCUUCAAAGGUUAAAAUGCCUCAAGAAGGCUGGCAACAUGACGUACGCUAAAGAUAUGACAAACAACAUUCAACAAAUCAUUAUUCGGAGUCACAAGGCAUGAACCACAGGUGUACCUGUACUAAUAUUCUGCUGAUCUCACGGUGUGUGUCUGGAUUCAUCGUUCUGAGUGUGCUCUGACACACCAACAACUUUUAAAGACGCCGACGGCUCCUCCGACUGAUGAUGGCACAGGACACACCAAACAGACUCGAGUCCCUGACCUUGCCCGAAUGUCCGACAACGUCGGACGGCCGAUAAUCGGCUUGAUGGCCUCAUAACUCAGCCACUAUGCCUUGGCCAAAGAGGUCCCCAGGGACACCGGACCAUCCAGGAGAGGGAGCUUCUCUUUGUCCAAAAUGUCAGACAGGGCAAGCCCUGGGAUAGGGCGGAGCACUUCAUCACAAGUGAAAUCCAGGGCCAUCCUCAACUCGGUGAACUGGACACGCGUCACCGAUGGGUCAUCUGAGAAGCUCCCUGCAGCACACCUGGAGAAGCGCUGCUGUGUUCAUGGCCUGGCAUGACUGUCCCCCGCAGGCGUACGCCUUCUCGGAGAGGGAAGCCGUGACACAGCAGGUCUUGGUGGGCGGAGCAGGCCGGCCACCACUCGAGGGGCACGUGGGGAGAGGUUUUUCACCUAAGUGACUUGUUCACCUCAACAAUGCCUGUCCUCGAGGAAAUAUAUCAAAAUGCUGCAAUCAAAUCUUCAAAGGUUAAAAUCCCUCAAGAACGGUGGCAGUCAGGUCAAUGGGUACCCCAAAGAUACAACAACCAACGUCCAACAAGUCAUUUGGAGCCGCAAGACCACAGGUGUACUCGUACUAACAUGCUGCUGAUGUCAUUGUGUGUCUUGCUGCUGUGUGGGAUCAUAGUCCUGGGUGUUCUCUAUGCCAUCAAGGAGAGGACCCUUCAACAACCAAACAAUACAGGGUCAACAUCAGGCCAGUGCUCUGAUGGCUGGGAGCUCUUUAAUGGCACAUGCUAUUACUUCUCUCAUGAUGCGCUGAACUGGACUGCAAGUAGAGAUGAGUGUGUCACAGCUGGUGGCCAUCUUGUGAUAAUAAACAGCAAAGAAGAACAGAUCUACAUUGCUCAAAAAAUAAUCGAUACAGAUGGCUUCUGGAUCGGUUUGACAGAUUCUGAGAGGGAGGGACAUUGGAAGUGGGUGGACAACAAAAAUGUCAAACUCAAGUUCUGGUACCAAGGCCAACCAAACAACUCUGGUGGAGCUGGCAACAAGCAUAGCACUGGAGAGGACUGCGGCUUAGUGAGAGACGUGUCACAGGAACACAACUGGUAUGAUGAGUAUUGUGGUGCAUCUAACAACAGAAUAUGUGAAGCCCAGUCCAAGUGAAAUGCUACACGGUAGUAAGCAGUGUUGGGUCAGAUUACUUUGAAAUGUAAUCCAUUACUGAGUACAGACUACACACCAAUUUUUGUAAUCAGUAACAUAAUCCAAUGGAUUACAAAAAUAAUUUAACACGGUCUGAAUACUUUUGGAUUACUUUUUAAUUUCUUAAAAAUUAAAUACAUUAGAUAAAAAAAGACACCCAUGACGCAAUCAUGUCAUGAUGUCAUUUUUUUAACCUUAAAAAAAUCAAACAAUCAAACUCAUUUUGAUGCUAUACUGAUAUAAAAUACGGAGAAUAGCAUGUCUGACAUUGGCAGUGCACGCCCCAAAAUACCUUCUAUUGCAUUAUGAAACGUUAUUCUCACGGGUAGGAACAUUUUGUCUGUUUCAGAACAGAAAAGUGUAUAGAAAAGGCCCUUGACUCUGUGUAUGUUUGCGAGUGUGUGUUGAGGGUGCAAGAUGGCCUACUUGACAGGUAAAAUACUGGCAUUGUGUCCUACAGCAUUCCGUGUUCAUUCACUCCAAAUUGGGUCUAUGUUAAUUCUCUGACUAUUAACAACGCUGUAUAUUGAUUGAAUGAUCAUGUAAAACUAUGUUAUGUAUUGAAAGACAUAAUCAAAAUGUAAUGUAAUUUUUGACAAUGUAACUAUAAUCUAAUCACACACUUGUUAAAUGUAAUCUGGUCUGAUUAUAGUUACUUGGUUUUUGUAAUCUGAUUACGUAAUCCAGAUUACUUGUCAUCAGUCACUACCCAACCUGGUAGUAAGGUAGUAAGUAAGUAUGUUCUCAUUCAGACUAAACCUCUGAUUUGCCUAUAAUGCAUAAGCUACAAAGCAGUAUUUAAAAUGACAAGGGACUAAAACAUACUUCAAUUAAUUUUGCAUGUUGAUUUAUUUUAGAGAAUAAAUAAAGAUUGCUCAA
Messenger RNA from Alosa alosa (allis shad), 2327 nucleotides. Its product is annotated as C-type lectin domain family 4 member E-like. The transcript is spliced from 9 exons. NCBI's taxonomy places the organism in Eukaryota, Metazoa, Chordata, Actinopteri, Clupeiformes, Clupeidae. Bases 717 to 1409 code for a protein of 230 amino acids. The record is from RefSeq and is a predicted model, not a curated record.